Messenger RNA from Pseudovirgaria hyperparasitica, 234 nucleotides. RefSeq lists its product as uncharacterized. The coding region runs from base 1 to 234 and encodes 77 amino acids. Lineage: Eukaryota; Fungi; Ascomycota; Dothideomycetes; Acrospermales; Acrospermaceae. Gene Ontology annotation, cellular component: mitochondrial intermembrane space. Gene Ontology annotation, biological process: mitochondrial respiratory chain complex IV assembly. The record is from RefSeq and is a predicted model, not a curated record. The transcript is spliced from 4 exons.
AUGGGAGGUGACAGUGCAGCAGAGGAUCGGGCCCGGGCGAUGAAAGAUGAUGACGAUGCGGAUGAGUGGGACAAAAGAAUAGACAACACAGGAUGCGCCGUCGAAAAUGCUCGUAUGACGGACUGUUAUUACGAAAAGAAGGAUUGGCGCGCAUGCAAGGCAGAGAUGGAUGCAUUUCGCAAAUGCUGGGCCAAGCAUGGGAAUGAUCAGAGGACGGCGACGAAAGAUGUAUGA